CAUUGACAAGCCAGACAGAUAUCACGCUGCUUGACAUCCUUCGUUCCGAGAGCAGGCGGUGGGAAACGUUGAUGUGUAGUGGGCUCAGGGAAGAGGAAUGUCUCAGUUGUAACUUUGACACACCACAGUUGAGAACCUUGAGAUGUGCCUGGUCAGAUGUAGCCAGAUUCAAUGCACCCAAUCUCCAUCGACUACAUAUCGUCCAAUGGUUUCCUGACAUCUGCCCUAUUCCUACCUGCAAAAAUUUACGCCAUCUUCGUCUCUUAAGCGCUUCCCCUCAAACCAUACGCUCCAAUUUGAUGGCUUUUCCUGUCCUGGAAACUAUUGCGGUACAUCGACUUUUGUAUUCUCGCGGUAGAAGUUAUUCGUUCAUGCACUCUUGCCUCGAAUCGAUGACUCUCCCCCUUUCCCUGGAUGCUGCUCGUCCGCACUUGUUUAUCGAAAUAUUCGAUGAAGUUCAUCUGCCCAAGUUGCAAAAAUUGAUUUUGGUGGGGCGCCUAAAGAAAUCGCAUGUCGACCUUGUUACGGACGCGCUGGCAGUUACUUCUUGCAAUGUGCAAGUGGUGGAUUUUCGUACGAACACACCGCAGGACGAAGUUGUGGAUAUUGUUGAGUCGUUGCUCUCAGUUGUGAGGGAGGUUUCUCUCCAUGGGAAAGUGCUCUGCUGUCGUGCCCCGCGCAAUUAGCCAUGCAUUUUCUACCACUCAAAAACACCAUCGAACCAGUUGGGACACAAUGUACAAUUGGAACCUGGGAGGAAAGGAAUGAAGAUACUCAAACGGUAUUCACUUUCUAUAAUACAGACUUGUUUGACACGCAAGUUUCAACG
Suillus clintonianus is the source of this 829-nucleotide messenger RNA. RefSeq lists its product as uncharacterized. NCBI's taxonomy places the organism in Eukaryota, Fungi, Basidiomycota, Agaricomycetes, Boletales, Suillaceae. The transcript has a single exon. Bases 72 to 686 code for a protein of 204 amino acids. The record is from RefSeq and is a predicted model, not a curated record.